This is a messenger RNA of Neurospora tetraspora, 1059 nucleotides long. RefSeq lists its product as uncharacterized. Gene Ontology annotation, biological process: late endosome to vacuole transport; protein transport; endosome transport via multivesicular body sorting pathway. Gene Ontology annotation, cellular component: ESCRT III complex; multivesicular body. The transcript has 3 exons. Bases 109 to 753 code for a protein of 214 amino acids. NCBI's taxonomy places the organism in Eukaryota, Fungi, Ascomycota, Sordariomycetes, Sordariales, Sordariaceae. The record is from RefSeq and is a predicted model, not a curated record.
GUCCCCGCCGAGUCCUGCGUAGUCACCGACCGUCACCCCGACCCUAAACCCCCCACCUCCCUCCAUUAGCCCAUCGCCGACAGCAGACCACCACACCGCGAAACCACGAUGGCGAACCGACAACUUGCUAGAGACAUGCAAGUCGAGUUUCAAGCCCGCUUCAACGCCAAGCAAGCACGACGUGAAUCACAGAAGGCUUCCAAACAAGACAAUGAGUUGAAGAAGCAGAUCCAGAAUCUUCUUAAAAAGGGCGAAACCGCGCAAGCCGCCCAAAAAGCCCGCAUGCUGCUCGCCAAACAAGCCAUCGCCCAACAAAUGGACCAAGCCGCUGACAUGGCCGAGCUCAGCGUCGCCCAGAUACAGGCCAACAACGCCAUGAACCGCAUGACGUACAUGAUGGCCCAGUCAUCCAAGACCAUGUCGCGGGCCCAGCGCAGCGUGAACCCCGAGAAGACGCUCCUGACGCUGGAGCAGUACAAGCAGCAGAACGAGGAGUACGCCAUGAGCAACGGCAUCUACACGGACGCCAUGACGCAGAGCACCAGCGUGCAGGUGAGCGACGAUGCCGUGCACGAACUGCUCGGCAAACUAGCAGACGACGCCGGACUGGAGCUGGGGCAGGAACUGAAUAAGGCCAGCGCCAGCAAGGUUGAUCCGAACGCUGCUGCCCAGCAGGCGGUGAGCCAGACGGCCGAGCCGACUCCGGAAGAGGAAGAUGCUUUGCAACAGCGUUUGCGGGCUUUGCGGGCUUAAGCCGGGGUCAAGCACUGAAACUCUCGGGCCGUUUUUCUUUUUCUUAGCUUUUUCGGGAGAAGAAAGAGCGAAGAAAAGAGAAGAACUGGAGAGGUUGGAUGAAUCGGGAGAGGCGGUUUAGGUGGGUCGUCCCGCUGUCGGGAUACGUGGGGCGAGGUGGGAUCGGCUACUCGGCGGAGGCUCCAAAGGGCGGUGAAGCCGGGAUGGUUCGAUUUCGAAAACGCAUGCCGGGUCGACGAAGAGAUAUGUACGACUACGUACAACGGGCAUGAUGACGCAAAAGACCACUACGAAGAACAACUCAGA